Molecule: messenger RNA, 468 nt
Organism: Aspergillus costaricaensis CBS 115574
Lineage: Eukaryota; Fungi; Ascomycota; Eurotiomycetes; Eurotiales; Aspergillaceae
Exons: 1
Coding region: 43-354 (103 amino acids)
Source: RefSeq, a predicted model, not a curated record
GGGAGGAUUUCCCUUAUCAGUGGCUGCCCCUCAAACCCCGCCAUGAGUCGCGUGGGUGGAUCAUGGCGCGCCUGCCGACUGAAGUUUUUUCACUUAUCGGCCUUUUCAUUUCCUUUUAAUCGCGCAUGGACAAUACACUUUGGGUCGACGCUUUGCCCUUUCCGCACAGCAGUCUCAAAAAAGGCAUCACGAUCGAACUAUUGUCCCUUAUCCAGGCUACCGGCCCGGUGGAAUAUCCCGUUCCCAUUUCACCUCCCGUCAACUCAUAUCAGUUGUCCACAGGAUGCUUGUACAUUGCGCAUACAAAGUCUGACAGCUUACCACCAUGAAAUACAGUUACACACAAGCGGGUAAACCCAAGAGAGGGCAUGUCCCGGAUGCCUUGCCUCGCAACGCAAGUCGACUGGCUGAUUUGCCGGGAGUGGGGCGUGGCAAAACAUUCCUUGAAGGGAGAAUGGCAAGAGAGCC